CGUUAAUGCGUUUGAUAAUUGACCAAGCGCUCAUUCCUGCGGGAGGGCGGCGUGCCCAGGCGCAGCGCCCGGCGAGGACAGCCCGCGCCCCUGCCUGCCGCCAUGCCUGCCCGCGGCCGCCGCCUCCUCCUCCUCCUGGGGCUGCUCCUGGCGCUGGAGCCUGCCUGCUGCCAGGAAGCCCGGGGCAACCUCCAGCCGUGGUCGCAGGGUGUCAUCGCAGUGGUUGUGUUUCUGGUCCUGGUGGCCAUCGCCUUUGUGGUCAAUAGGUUAUGGUGUAAGGAAGAAGUGGAAAAUGUUGAGACGGUGGUGAGUAUUGAGGACAAGCGGGAGGCUGUCACGUCCAAUGGCCACGAAGGGGGAUACCUAACAGCUGCAUCCGGCUUCAGGUCCAAAGAGAGCCAGCAUGCUUACGAGAACACCUUGGAGCCUGAGGAGGUGACCACCACUGCCUUGUAGCAGGUGCCCUGGCCGUCCGACCUCCUUCCUCCUCUCACUUUGCUUCCUGCUGUGUGAUGGGCGCUUUUGCAGGGACCCUGUGCACCGGCAUCCCUCAUGUGCAGGGGCUCCCUGACCUCUCCAUGGCACCACCAUCUCCUCAUCUUUUCCCUUUCCAUGUGUGGACAUGCUCUUCUGCCUCAGGGGCUGACGUCUAUGCAGACAUCAGUCCACAGGAGAGGUCCAGAGGUGCCACCUCUCCUGCCUGGUGGUCAUUCCACCUGGUUGGUGAGGUUGAUGUCCCCAGUCCCGGGGGCGUGCUGACCUGUCUCAGACAUGGAGGGGUCCCAGCUGGGUGCCUGGGACAUCCCUGCACCCCUAGCUGCCCUCCGGGGAGCUGCUGAUGGAAAUCCCGCUCUCUUCCCCACAUUUCAUCCUCCUUUUUAUGGCACCAUGCAUUUUAAUGUCAGAACAAACCUUCUCCCCUGUAUAUAUCUUCCCUGUGAGCAAUAAAGAGAAGUAUUGCCCAUA
Molecule: messenger RNA, 966 nt
Organism: Phalacrocorax carbo (great cormorant)
Lineage: Eukaryota; Metazoa; Chordata; Aves; Suliformes; Phalacrocoracidae
Source: RefSeq, a predicted model, not a curated record